GGCAAAUGGCCGAGAAAAAAACAAAGGAAAAAGAAAACGCAGCGCUCGGGCUCCGUGGUGGUGUUGACGCGCCGCCCGGAGUGUUUUACGUGAAAAAGAUGGCCGCCGACGUUACCUUCUUCGUCGGCGAAGAAUUCACCUCGUUCACUGAGCUGCACCGUCGCAUACAGUCGUUCCAGCUGCGAAAUUCGGUGCAGCUCUACAUACGGAGCUCGCGCAAGAUACAGGCUGCGCAGGUGCGCUCCACGGACGGUUACAACCCGGAGUUGAAGUUUGCCGAAAUCUACUACGCCUGCGUCCGAGGCGGCCGCAAGUUUCAGACGCGUGCGAGCGCCAGUAGCACCACCACAGCUCGACACUACGGCAGGGCCGAACAGUCCAGCUCUCGUCAGAUCAACUGCCCGUUUCACAUAAAGAUCCGCUGUACGAGAGAUGGCCAGAAGCUUUACAUUAAGGACUUCAACUCUUCUCAUAAUCAUGGGACGACUGAGCAAGACGCCGUUCUGUCAAGGAGCCGCACCCGCCACUACUGGCCGAGCGGCGCGAGAGCGCCGAGCUCGCCACCCACAACGUCGUCGUCACAGGCAACGCCUCCCACCACGUCCAAGCCCAAAGCCAGCAUCAUCACCACCAUCGCCUCCAAGGACGGUCACCGGCAGGUGACAGUCCCGCUGUCCUCGGACGGCACGCUCCCCAAGGACCCCGUUCUUUUCCAGCUGCUCAGUUCGCCGCAGCCAUCGUCCCUCACCUUCCAGAAUCUCUUCUUCGUGCCAAAGAACAGCGCCGCCGGCAACAGCCUUCCCACUCCGCACCCAGCCAUCGUCUUCCAGCCCAGCACCAACCUCGGCCGGUCAAAUGACGGGGUCGUCAUGAAAGAGGAGCCGACGGACAGUGACGACUGCGAUGUCUACAUCGAGCCUGAGUGCAUCCUGCAGUACGACGAGGACAAGUGCUUCGAGCUGUGCACCGCCGACACCAAGGACGGAGUCUGCGGUCCGAGCCUGAGACUCGCUGCCGCCAGCCCCACGUCCAACUCCGACUGGAAGCCGGCUCACCGGUGCGCCUCACACGUCACAUCCAAUGGGGGCACCAACUCCGGCGUGGUCCUGCAGGCGCUCAAGGCGGUGUUGAAUGGGGAGCGUAACAAUGCCGCCGCAGAGAAGCCCAGCAACGACAGUGGAGAGCCGGUCGCAGAACGUUACGUGGUGGGCCGGUCAGACAUCGAGGCGCUGACGCGCUUCUGCAACCACUGCGGUGCGAAGUCCCUGGAAAUGAGGAGCGAGAACCAAAAGGAUGGGUCGCUCCUGGUUGCUUCCGUGUGCAAGGGCGGCCAUCGGGUGGAGUGGAGGUUUCAACGUCUAUAGCUGUGCCCUAGGUGGACGUUUGUACACGACGUCUCUUUUUCUACGGUACGCAUCCAGUUUUUUCACGGACCCAAGUGCGUUUUUGCGCAAUCUUUCUUGACACUGUUGUGUAUAAAAGAGGGAAGCGUGAUGCAAGGAAA
Messenger RNA from Rhipicephalus sanguineus (brown dog tick), 1504 nucleotides. RefSeq lists its product as uncharacterized. The record is from RefSeq and is a predicted model, not a curated record. The transcript is spliced from 3 exons. Bases 6 to 1364 code for a protein of 452 amino acids. Lineage: Eukaryota; Metazoa; Arthropoda; Arachnida; Ixodida; Ixodidae.